Molecule: messenger RNA, 1176 nt
Organism: Ceraceosorus guamensis
Lineage: Eukaryota; Fungi; Basidiomycota; Exobasidiomycetes; Ceraceosorales; Ceraceosoraceae
Exons: 4
Coding region: 1-1176 (391 amino acids)
Biological process (GO): tRNA modification
Source: RefSeq, a predicted model, not a curated record
AUGUCGGGUCUCGGCGCUCCUCUGCCUGCAUCGGGCAGCUUCAUCAAGAAUGUACGAUCCAGCUGCGCAGAGAUGCGCUCCCACGCCAACAUUUCGAUCAAUGAGGAGGCGGUUGCUGCAUUCCUGACCCAUUUGGAUAGAGCAGAUUUUGAGAGACUGAGCAGGCAACAUGGACUUACGCUUCCACUCAGCUUUGAUAGCGUUGCUGAAGAAGUGAAUCUACUGGCUGUGCUGUCUCUGCUCAAUUUCUUGUCGGCAUAUCGAGCGCCACUGCACAAGGCUACUGGAUCUGGCGCUUAUCAAGCCGUGCUGCGACUAGUUAUAGGUCUCUACAUUUCCGGGCCCAAUGCGCUUUCCGCCCUCGCUCUCAAAGAGCUCAAAGCCGAUGGAGUCGCUUCGCUCUUGAACGUCUCCACUACGCAAGAGUCGUCCAGCGGGAUACCCGGGGUGGUGCUGGGACAACCCAACACGGGAGACAUGUACGAAGUUUGCCAACUCGUUGCUAGAGCUUGCAACAGUACUGGAGAAGUGCUGCUUCGUUUGGGACUUGUAGAUUUGGGCAGCUUGGUACUGAAAGCAUUGGAGAGAGCCAGGACAUUGAGCGACGAAGAGCGCUGCGAAGCAGUGUUGGCCGAGCUCGUCUCCACCAUCCCAGCCUUCGCAGAUGCCCACCUGAUCGACGGCAGUCGACCCGUUUAUCUCUUCAAAAAGGCCUUCUUCCUCCUUCAAGCCAUCUCUCAACGAGGUGUAGCCAACGCACCAAGCACAAAGACGCUGCCCAUGUUCGUCGAUAACGUUCUGCCCACCAUGCUCAUCCAGCUCGGAAUACUGGAUACGAGCAACGUGUCGAGCUCCUUUGCAGCUCUGAAGGCGUUCAGACCUGUGCGCGCCCCUGAGACGGACAGCAAAGGCGCAAAAGCUCAGCACGAGGCGGUAGAGGAAGGACCUCGACUAAGUGCAGAGGAAGCGUACGUCAUCAGAGCUUCAGCACUGGAUGCUGGCUCUUUCAUCGUCAAGCGAGCACACGAAAUAGCGCAGCAAGAUGCACCCAAAUACGAAUGGCUCGGCGCGCUGACAGAAGCGGAUCUUGACGGCUACUUGUGGUCUGUUGCCAAGGACGAUGCUUCGCUUCGGCGAGUGCCGCGUCUGGUAGAGAGAGGCACCAUCAUGUAUUGA